UGCUGGUACUGCGCUGUUAUGGCUCCCGAUGUAAACAGAGAGAAGUAGUGUGUAGUUGUCUAUCACAGUUUAGGAAAUCCAGCGGUUGCUACAUUUUACGUGUGAUUGUUAGUCGGAGGCUAAAUUUACAGGUAUUUUUUCACUACGUUAAAUUAACUUCAGAAUCCCUUGCUUUCACUUUAUUUUCUCUGAAGGUAUGAUGGUAUCGCUAGCUGAUAGCCUUUAAAGCAUGACCGCGUGUUUUCCUCACAAGUGAAACUUAAGGACAGGAGGAGUUAAGAACUACACAAGCUAGUGAUGACAAUGUGUCUAAAACAAAUGUUUGUGUCCCAGGGGAGAUUAUGUCCGGGGGAAGCAAAGGCAUUGAGUUGCAGCUACAAAUGCGGCAAAAUGCAGAGGAUUUGCACAGUUUCAUGAAGGAGUUAGAGAGCUGGGAGACUGACAUAAAGAAGAAGGAUGAACAGCUGAGGACAGGGGGGAUUCAGCAAGUCGAGAAAAAGCUUCCACCUGUGCGCAACAAAGACUACAAAACAAAGAUGCGAGGAAAGAAGAAGGCAACUGGAAAUGGAGAUACAAAGUCAGAGCAGAAUAAGGAAACAUCGAGGAUAAAAGCAUAUGAUUAUCGAAGUUGGGAUAAGUUUGAUGUGGACAAGGCUUUGGCAGAAAUGGAUAAAGCAGAAAGCCCUGCAGAGUCAAAUGAGUCAGACUGUGAGGAAGCUGCUGUUGAUCAGGAGAAAGCAGUGGCUGAAAAGGAAAAGGGUAAUGCAUUUUUUAAAGAUGGGAAAUAUGAUGAUGCCAUUGAAUGCUAUACCAGAGGGAUGGGAGCCGACCCUUACAACCCUGUCCUUCCAACAAACCGUGCUGCUUCUUUCUUGAGACUUAAAAAGUAUGCUGUGGCAGAGUCUGACUGUAAUUUAGCCAUUGCUGUGGACAGCAACUACUUUAAAGCAUAUGCACGAAGAGGAGCAGCGCGAUUUGCUCUGAAGAAAUAUGAAUCUGCAUUAGAAGAUUAUGAGACGGUUCUUACCCUUGACCCUGGGAACCUGGAGGCCCAAAAUGAAGUGAAGAAAAUCAAAGAGGCCCUUGGAUGUAACACACCUAUGGUGUCCAGUGAAGCCAUGCAGCCACAGGAGGCUCCCACAGUGGACUCUGAGCAGCAAAGACAGAUGGAGGAACAGCAGAAAAGACAAGAAGCAGCUGUACAAAAAGACAGAGGGAAUGCAUAUUUCAAGGAAGGGAAGUACGAAGCAGCAAUAGAGUGCUACAGCAGAGGCAUGGAGGCAGACAGCAUGAAUGUCCUUUUGCCUGCCAACAGAGCCAUGGCCCUCCUUAAGUUGGAAAAGUUUAAGGAGGCAGAGGAGGACUGCACCAAAGCUCUUUCUCUGGACAACACAUACUCUAAGGCUUUCGCCCGUCGAGCCACUGCUCGUGUGGCUUUAGGAAAAUUGGAGGAGGCCAAAACAGAUUUUCAGGCAGUCUUGAAACUAGAGCCAGGGAACAAGCAAGCACUGAAUGAACUCCAGAAACUCCAGGAUGUUUCCAACAGUCUCCCUCAGGCUUCAGACAGCUCACAGAGGAGAACCAUCCAACCAAUAGACAAACCUAUACAUCUGCGGUCAACUAAACCUCUGAGGAGGAUUGAGAUUGAGGAGGUCGGUGGAAAAGUGUCUGUGUCUAAGACAGAAACACAAUCUACCUCCCAAGAGGUGUUCAAGAAGGCUGACGAUGACUGCUCUCCUCUGUCGACAUCACCCAGUGCCAAGAUGAUCAAAAUUGAGGAGAUAGCAGACGUCUCUUCACACUAUUCUGACCAAGUCCCACCUCCCAGACAGGCAGUACAACCAUCACAGGAGGAAAGCGGUCAUCUUCUUGAAUCAUCAACCAAACCAUCCUCGACAGAAACAGACAUACCUCCUCCACCCACAAACAGCUUCCAGUUAGAGACCGACCUCCGCAAGAUCGGACCCCAGCCCGAACUGAUUUACAGAUAUCUGAAGCAAAUUAAACCAGAGAUGUACUCAAAGAUUUUCCACAAUUCCCUUGAACCUGACAUUCUGAGUCAGAUCCUGAAGACACUGCAUGGUUUCUACAUUAAGAAUGAACCGCCGGUCAUUAUACUGGAGAUCCUCAGGAACCUGGCAAGCGUGAGGCGUUUCGACAUGGCGGUUAUGUUUAUGUCAUCGUCAGAGAAGAAAGUGCUUAAAGAAGUGUUUGACUUCCUUCAUCAAACUGACUUGGAAGACUCAUCUGUCACCGUCGUACAGAAGAAGUACAGUGUGUGACACUUGGAUUGGCACCACACCAGCAUGUUGACCAGAGACUUUAAAAGACAAUAAUUUAGUUAUAUUGUAAUACCAAAAAACAUCUUGUCCACUUCAUCUAACCUGAACUGCAGAGAAACAGUAUUUAACUUUUGAAAAUAUGGCUUCAUUCUUCUCCAUUCAUGGAAGAACCACUCUUGUUCUUUAGCAAGUAAUGUGAAUUCCCAGUUUUAUAUACAUCUUAAAUGCAUCAGUAUGCAUUGGUCUCUGUGAGUACUCAACACAAUUGGUAUGUUCUGUAAUAAAAAAAUAUAAUUUUUUUUGCUUGCCCGUAGUUAAACUGUGGGGAAUUAUGUAAGUGUUUUGUCUAAAUUACGUUUUUCUUUGUCAGAGAACUGAACUGCAAUUAAAGUUGUUUUUGCAUAAUAUGUUUCUUUAUCUCUGAUAUGUCAAACAUGUCAAAUUGGCAGCCAGGAAAAGCAACAAAAGCACAGUAGCUCAUUGUAUCAAGUAUAAACAGUGCAUAUAAUAUUUGCUGAGAAUAAAGGGACUAGAGCAAAUUAUUAAAGAAAUCAUGUUUAACCUGG
Sphaeramia orbicularis (orbiculate cardinalfish) is the source of this 2848-nucleotide messenger RNA. RefSeq names its product RNA polymerase II associated protein 3 (gene rpap3). Gene Ontology annotation, molecular function: protein binding. The transcript has 16 exons. Lineage: Eukaryota; Metazoa; Chordata; Actinopteri; Kurtiformes; Apogonidae. Gene Ontology annotation, cellular component: protein folding chaperone complex. The record is from RefSeq and is a predicted model, not a curated record. Bases 342 to 2282 code for a protein of 646 amino acids.